Molecule: messenger RNA, 3609 nt
Organism: Colletotrichum destructivum
Lineage: Eukaryota; Fungi; Ascomycota; Sordariomycetes; Glomerellales; Glomerellaceae
Product: Putative helicase, Zinc finger, RING-type, DNA/RNA helicase, ATP-dependent, DEAH-box type
Exons: 2
Coding region: 438-3317 (959 amino acids)
Biological process (GO): nucleotide-excision repair
Cellular component (GO): nucleus
Molecular function (GO): metal ion binding; ATP binding; ATP-dependent chromatin remodeler activity
Source: RefSeq, a predicted model, not a curated record
GGGUUUAAUUGAAGUGGAUCUAACAAGUCAACGGGAAGGCGUGGGGCAGGCUGCAUCAGAUGGGAAGGAGCCGCCACUGCGCUUGGCCUCGAUGAGCCCCCAACUAACAUGUUGACUCAUCAGCAAAGAAGUCAUCUUAAAGCAAAGUGCACUCCUGCUGCUUUAGCUUCCACUAUAACUGUUGAUAAAUAUGCAGGGGCUGCUAGCAACAAAUUUUUUCUUGUACCUUUAGGGGCAAUACCUAAGUACCUACUUACUUUGACAGUGUGGGCCCGGAUGUGGCUGCGUGGCGAGGCUUCCAAAAGCGGUUUAAAUACGGCCAUAGACCCUUCUGCCUACAACAACUUGCACUCGUAACGUGAGGGCUCAAUCGGCUUUUGGGCAGCUCAAGGGAUUCUCUCACAUUCAACAACCACUUACCUGCCCAUAAAAUCAAAAUGGCUGCUACGCCUACUCCCCGCAAGUCGGCCUCCAGGAUUGAGAUCCAGCUCCCCACUGCUGCUGGUCUCCGGAGUGAGCGUGCUCUGCGUCGCAGCCAGUACUCCAUGGCGCCCAUCAAGCGCAAACGAUCCGACAAUGGAGACGGCGAUGACGAUGACGACGAAGAGUACUCCGACAAUGGUCGCGACGCCAUUGUCGCUCGCCGUCUGCAAAAGGAGGAGAAUCGCAGAGGUUCCAAAACUGCUCGACUUUCAGAUGCCGACCUUGCCAGACGCCUCCAGGAAGAGGAGUACGACAUGGACGAAGUCAAUGCCCCAACUGCUUCUCAACAAGGCCGACGCAGCGUGACUUCUGCCAAAGCCCUCGCCGCAGACAGUGAAGACGAUAUGUCGGAAGACAUGUCUUUUGCUGCUCGAACCAAACCCAGCGGUCAAGGCCGUAGCAGGCUUGUCAAAACGAAGACCAGCUCUUUUGCGCAGCCACCCACAAAGAAGCAGAAGAACUUGUCUUUUGCCUCUGACGACGAGGACGAACUAGUGGGUUCUAUGGACGAGGAUGAUGACUUUGACCUGUCGUCAGAGAAAGACGAUUCGGACUACGACUUUGACGAAAACCCCAAGACGUCGACGAGCAAGGGCAAGAAUCCUGUAAGAGAGACCAGAACCACGGCUUCCUCCUCAGCACAGCCGCCUGCUACAUUAGGCCCGUCGAGGCGGGACGGACAAAGGCAGAGGGAGGAGGAAGACAUUCUGGACGGCCAAGAUGAUGAUCUUUCAAGCCUUUCGAGCUACGUCACCAAUGUCACUGACGAUGCUUCAACCGCUUCAGCCGCUGCGGCCGCCUCGACCGCGUCCGAUAGUGAUGGGCGUCUUCAGAACGCCGUACGUAGGCAGUCCCGUGGUCGACGCGCCCUUCAACGUGGCUCUAGGCGGCGAGGUCAGCUCGAGCGUGACAGACUGGAACAGCAGCACCCUGAGCUUCUGACCAUGUGGCAGGAGCUUGAGGCUUCGCCGCCUCUGCGACCGGAGAAUAUCGCCCAGCCCAAGCAGAUCUCGCGCCAGCUCAAGCCUUUCCAGCUUGCGGGCGUUGCGUGGAUGAUUGCCAUGGAGCAGUCCGACUACAAAGGCGGCCUCCUCGGCGAUGAGAUGGGCCUUGGCAAGACCAUUCAGGCGGUGUCACUGAUAAUGUCGGAUUUCCCCUGCAAGAAGCCAUCUCUUGUCCUGGUCCCUCCCGUCGCCUUGAUGCAGUGGCAGUCCGAGAUUGCCUCCUACACUGACGGCACGCUCAAGACAUUCGUCUACCACGGUUCCCUGUCCAAGGCAAAGAAUGUAAGCCUCAAGGAGCUGAAGAAGUUCGAUGUCAUUAUGAUGUCCUACAACAGUCUGGAGUCGAUGUACCGCAAACAGGAGAAGGGCUUCGCUCGCAAGGACGGCAUCUACAAGGAGAAGAGUCUGAUCCACCAGAUCGACUUCCAUCGCAUCAUUCUCGACGAGGCUCACUGCAUCAAGACCAGGACCACCAUGACGGCAAAGGCCUGCUUCGCCCUCAAGACCACCUUCAGAUGGUGCUUGACUGGCACACCGCUCCAGAACCGCAUUGGCGAGUUCUUCUCUUUGAUCCGCUUCCUUCAGGUCAAGCCCUUCGCUUCGUACUUCUGCAAGCAGUGCCCCUGCUCUACCUUGGACUGGGACCUUGACGAAGAUCACAGAUGCCGUCGUUGCCAUCAUAUCGGCAUGCAGCAUACGUCCGUGUUCAACCAGGAACUACUCAUUCCGAUUCAGAAGUGGGGCAACCGUGGAGAAGGUGCAGAUGCCUUCCGGAAGCUCCGUACGAUGACCGACCGCAUCAUGUUUCGCCGCCUGAAGAAGGAUCACACUGAUUCCAUGGAGCUUCCAGUCAAGGAGAUCUAUGUCGAUCGUCAAUUCUUUGGUGAGGUGGAGAACGACUUUGCGAACAGCAUCAUGACGAACGGGCAGCGCAAGUUCGACACCUACGUCGCUCAGGGUGUGUUGCUCAACAAUUACGCCAACAUCUUUGGUCUCAUUAUGCAGAUGCGCCAGGUUGCCGAUCAUCCUGAUCUGAUCCUCCGGAAGAAUGGCGAGGGCGGCCAGAACACGCUCAUGUGCAACCUAUGCGACGAAGUCGCCGAGGAUUGCAUCAGGAGCCGUUGCAAGCACGACUUCUGCCGCGCCUGUGCUAGAACGUGGCUCGCGGCUAACGAUCAACCGGACUGUCCCCAGUGCCACAUCCUCCUGGCCAUCGACUUGGAGCAACCCGAGAUCGAGCAGAACGAGGCUGACGUCAAGAAGUCAUCGAUUAUCAAUCGAAUUAAGAUGGAGGAUUGGACUUCGUCGUCCAAGAUUGAGCUUCUCGUCCACGAGCUCCACAAGCUUCGCUCCGACAACGCGUCCCACAAGUCCAUCAUCUUCUCGCAGUUCUCGUCCAUGCUUCAACUCAUCGAGUGGCGUCUCCGCCGUGCUGGUAUCACCACUGUUAUGCUGGACGGUAGCAUGAACCCUGCGCAACGUCAAGCGUCCAUCAACCACUUUAUGACCAAGAUUGACUGCGAGUGCUUUCUCGUAUCUCUCAAGGCUGGCGGUGUUGCCCUGAACCUCACGGAGGCGUCGCGUGUCUUCAUCGUUGACCCCUGGUGGAACCCUGCGGCCGAGUGGCAGUCGGCUGAUCGAUGCCACCGCAUCGGCCAGACGCGCCCUUGCACCAUCACCCGUCUCUGCAUCGAGGACUCGGUCGAAAGCCGCAUGGUGCUGAUCCAGGAGAAGAAGACUAGCAUGAUUAACUCCACCGUCAACGCUGACGAUAAGGCCAUGGAGUCACUGAGUCCGGAGGAUAUGCAGUUCCUCUUCCGUGGAUCUUGACCUUGUCAGCCAGCGACACUUUUUAUCGAGUCGGGGUUUAUGAUUUAUCGGUGGCAUUGGGAACAGGAAAGGAUACGUAUGGGGGCUUCGGGUCAGCUCUUCAUGGAGUUGGGCGUGCGCCGUGCUCUUUUAAUACCCUCCUCCCUUCAUUGCGGCGGCAAUUGAGGCCCCGCUCGCGAACUGACCACUUUUUGAUGUAUGAGUAUGAUCGCUAAUAGACCUAUGACUUUUGGGGCAAAGUCGGCACUCACUAGCUCGCUGUUGCUUGCUCAAUAACUAGUUGUCAAAUGAU